This is a messenger RNA of Gallus gallus (chicken), 1351 nucleotides long. It is a transcript of the gene CCDC42, whose product is annotated as coiled-coil domain containing 42. Gene Ontology annotation, biological process: spermatid development. The transcript has 7 exons. The record is from RefSeq and is a predicted model, not a curated record. The coding region runs from base 193 to 1134 and encodes 313 amino acids. Lineage: Eukaryota; Metazoa; Chordata; Aves; Galliformes; Phasianidae.
AUCAACAGCCAGCAGCAACAGGCACUGCCAGGGCACAGGAUGCCCUAAGAAAGCAGAAGCAGGAGGCUCCCGGGACGCCUGUCCUUCCUGAGUGUUUCUCCUAUGCACUGCUGAGCCCGUGGGCUUACAGGGCAGCUCCUGGGGUGACGGGGCAGCAGCUGCUCCAGGAGGACCUGAGCUCUCUGGGCCGUGAUGAUGGCUGAAGCAAUGGCCACGGUGGACAAUGAGGACCUGUCAGACUAUUUCAGCAUGCAGUACAGGCAGAAUCUGCUGCCCUUGCUCAAGAAACUCAAACUGACUGAGGAGGACUCUCUAUCGCCAUUUAUCCGCCUCCAGGAGAAGAAGAAAGAAACCCAAGAGAUGCAAAGGGUUCUGGAGGAGAAGGAAGAGGCCUUCAGGGUGAGGAUGGAGGGCAUCACCUGCCGGUGGAAGGAGCUCCAGGCCAAGGAGGCCGAGCUGAAGGCUCACAUGAAAAAAUCUGAGAGGACACUAAAGGAAAAUGAUAAGAUGCGAAUCCAAGCUCUAAAGAAAGCUGGCAAAGAAAGGGAGAUGAAGAUACAGAAGGAGAGUGAGCUCUUGAGAGCAAAGAAGGAACUGGAAGCCCUGAAAAUUAAGCACCAGAAACUCAGUGACAGAGUGCAGAACUACUCCAUCUUUGGAACAUACCUGGAGGAUGUGGUGAAGGUAUCACAGUUUGAGGAGAUCCAGGCAAUCAUUUGGCGCUACAAGAUGUUAGUGAGGAUGCGCAAGGCCUUGCUGCAAGCUGACCGUGGGCUCAGGGAGGCAAAGCAGGAAGCCAAGGAACUCAGCCAGUGCGCUGAAGAUGACAGCCUGCAGUACAACAACGACCUGGAUCAGCUCCAACUGCGUUCUCAACAGGCUCACAGGGAUGUUCUCACCUGGGAGUCUCGCUGGGCUGACAUGCAGAAAACAGCUGCCAAGAAAACCCGGGAGCUGGGGACCAUCAAGAUGGCCAUCCUCGGCCUGUUCCAGCAUGUGAGCGAGCAGAUGAAAAGAGGCCUGAAUGUGCCAGUGGAUGACAGCUACACACAGCUGAACGUGAUUCACCAGUUUAUCCAAGACCUCAUGGACAUCUUAAUGGAGGUGAAAAGAAAGGGCAUGCAGAGCCAUUAGCAAGCAGCUAUGCCUAUGGGACUGCGAGGAAGAUGCCAACUUGACCCAAUCUGCCAGCAAAGGCCCAGCAGGGUGGGAAGGCUGAGAAAAGGACAGAGAGCCCCACAGACUUUACCAUAGGUUACAUCAGUGAGGUUUCAUACUUUUCUCACCUUUCUCUCCUGCACUGUCACUCACACCCUCUCAUACUAUUAAAAACAAUAUGUUUUAAGAUGUA